Molecule: messenger RNA, 828 nt
Organism: Juglans regia (Persian walnut)
Lineage: Eukaryota; Viridiplantae; Streptophyta; Magnoliopsida; Fagales; Juglandaceae
Product: phosphoenolpyruvate carboxylase kinase 1-like
Exons: 2
Coding region: 1-828 (275 amino acids)
Biological process (GO): protein autophosphorylation; peptidyl-serine phosphorylation; intracellular signal transduction
Cellular component (GO): cytoplasm; nucleus
Molecular function (GO): calmodulin binding; calcium-dependent protein serine/threonine kinase activity; ATP binding
Source: RefSeq, a predicted model, not a curated record
AUGACUGAGGCUCUCAACCGUCACUACCAGCUUUGUGAGGAGAUCGGCCGGGGGCGCUUCGGCGUCGUUUCCCGUUGCAUCUCGCCGGAAACUGGUUCCCACUACGCCGUCAAGUCGAUCGACAAGCGGCUCACCACCGGUGACUUGCUCGACUCCCAGUCCCUCAUCGCCGAGCCCAAGGUCCUCCACCUCCUUUCCCAACACCCGCACGUCAUCAACCUCCACAACCACUACGAGGACGACUUCCAUCUCCACCUGGUCCUCGACCUCUGCUCACCCGAAGAUCUCUACAGCCGCAUCGUCAGCCGCCGUUUCAUUCCCGAGCCCGAGUCUGCCAUCCUCAUGUCCCAGCUCGUCCAGGCCAUUGCCCACUGUCACAGCCUUGGCGUGGCCCACCGCGACAUCAAGCCCGAAAAUGUCCUCUUCGAAGUAUGCAACGGUCGCCUCAAAAUCGCCGACUUCGGGUCCGCGGAGACUUUCAAGGACGGCGAGCUCAUGAGUGGGGUUGUUGGCUCGCCCUACUACGUGGCCCCCGAGGUCUUGUCCGGGGCGGAUUAUUGUGAGAAGGUCGACGUCUGGAGCGCCGGCGUCGUCUUGUACGUAAUGCUAGCGGGGUUCCCUCCGUUUUAUGGUGACUCCGCGGUGGAGAUCUUCGACUCCGUGCGGAGGGCCAAUCUCAGGUUUCCAACUAUGUUUUUCCAGUCAGUGUCUCCGUCGGCAAAGGACUUGAUCAGAAGGAUGCUCUGCAAGGACGUUUCUAGAAGAUUAUCGGCGGAGCAAGUUCUGAGACACCCAUGGAUAAUCAGUGCAGGUGGAGGGAGUGGUUGA